AUGGAACGUCCUAAAACUAUUCAAGAACAAAAGGAUACGCUCCUCAAGAUAGAAAAGUGUUUAACCGAUUAUUUACUUGAACAUCCUGACAAAUUUAAUAAAGUUGCGGAGAUCAUACUCAGUACCAACGCUAACCGUCCAUUUGAAAUUUUAACAGUCAAACAGACUGACCUAGUUUCAAGGCUACAAGAAAUUAAAGUUCCAACUUUGAUAAUUCAUGGUGAAAUUGAUGAAAUCGUUCCUAUUGAAUCAGCCGAAUUACUUGAUCGUGAAAUUCCUAAUACACAAUUUCAUAAGAUUCCUGAUGUUGGGCAUAGUUCAAUUAAUCUUGAUUUAGAUUUAGAGAAAAUUAAGAUUAAAUUUUGUAUACAAAAAAUAUUAUACAGUAGCUAA
Molecule: messenger RNA, 393 nt
Organism: Racocetra fulgida
Lineage: Eukaryota; Fungi; Glomeromycota; Glomeromycetes; Diversisporales; Gigasporaceae
Source: the annotation of a GenBank genome assembly